This is a messenger RNA of Melanotaenia boesemani (Boeseman's rainbowfish), 1507 nucleotides long. It is a transcript of the gene nkx2.2a, whose product is annotated as NK2 homeobox 2a. The record is from RefSeq and is a predicted model, not a curated record. Gene Ontology annotation, cellular component: nucleus. Gene Ontology annotation, molecular function: RNA polymerase II cis-regulatory region sequence-specific DNA binding; DNA-binding transcription factor activity, RNA polymerase II-specific. The transcript is spliced from 3 exons. Gene Ontology annotation, biological process: regulation of transcription by RNA polymerase II; cell differentiation. The coding region runs from base 137 to 958 and encodes 273 amino acids. NCBI's taxonomy places the organism in Eukaryota, Metazoa, Chordata, Actinopteri, Atheriniformes, Melanotaeniidae.
UCCCAUUUGGAGAUAUUUCAUUAAGUCUGCGCGGUGUCUUAACGCUGGCAACAUUUUCAGGCCCCCUCCAGUCGAGCGGAUUGUCCGAAAAGCUGGUGCAGCAACUUUUCCUUGCAUAUUUGCCCCCCACCAGAAUAUGUCGUUGACCAACACAAAGACGGGCUUCUCUGUAAAGGACAUUUUGGACCUUCCUGACACAAAUGACGAAGAAGGAUCUAUCACCGGACCGGAGGAAGACACGGAGGGAUCGGAGAGCACGACGACGACAAAAAAUACUGGAGUUUUGGUGCAAAGUCCACUGGAAAGCGUUCAAAAUCUGCCUUUAAAGAACCCCUUUUAUGACAGUAGUGACAAUCCUUACACACGAUGGCUCGCUACAACGGACAGUAUUCAAUAUUCAUUGCACGGUCUAUCCGCCAGUUCACAGGACUCAGCCAAGUCCCCGGAGCCGUCCGCAGAUGACGAAUCGCCGGACAAUGACAAGGAAACUUCCAGCAGCGGUGGCAGCGACUCCGGCAAGAAGCGGAAAAGGAGGGUGUUGUUUUCAAAGGCACAGACGUACGAGCUGGAGCGCCGCUUCCGGCAGCAGAGGUACCUGUCCGCUCCGGAGAGGGAGCACCUGGCCAGCUUGAUCCGCCUCACCCCGACCCAGGUGAAGAUCUGGUUCCAGAACCACCGGUAUAAGAUGAAGAGAGCCCGGGCCGAGAAAGGUAUGGAAGUGACCCAUCUCCCUUCUCCCAGGCGGGUGGCCGUGCCCGUCUUAGUCAGGGAUGGAAAGCCUUGUCACACUCUUAAAGCUCAGGACUUGGCGGCCACUUUUCAGGCCGGGAUCCCCUUCUCGGCAUAUAGUGCCCAGUCACUCCAACACAUGCAGUAUAACGCGCAGUACAGCGCCGCGGCCACGCCACAGUUCCCCACAGCACAUCACUUGGUGCAAACGCAACAGUGGACUUGGUGAGAGAAAUUAUAGAGACUUGGCUUGGAGGUGCGAUAGGGAGUUUCACCACAAAGCAAAGAAAAAAAUAAAACACAAAAAACAAAAGACUUUUCAUUUUUGCAGCUUGACUCAUAAAUAUACUACCAUUUUUAUUCGGGGCUCAUGUGUGCGCCGUGUUUACAUGUUUUCGUUAAGAGAACUGGGUCCAAACCUCUCCCUUAUAGAUUUUAUUAAGAAUGUCAAUGCUCUUCUUGUGAAUUUUUUUGUAAAGUAUGUUGUGUGUUGGUUGUAGAGAUGUUUUUCCUUUUUUUUUCUUUUGUCCAUUCGUGUUAUUAUCAGCAUACGAACCACUUUAUAAUUAUAGAAAUUUUAAUUUCUUGUUUCUUUUAUGGACCGACAAAAUAUUUAUGGCCAUGAAUAAACUGGCAAGUUUUCAGCUUUUUUUCCCUUUUGUUUUUAUUUCUUGUAAAUAUUUGUGGCAGAUGGUUAAGAAACCGGAAAGGGUUAAGAUGCUGAUCGGGCUGUAGAUAUUUCCAUAUUUUACAAGACAGAAAAAAGACAAAAAAAAAA